Stegastes partitus (bicolor damselfish) is the source of this 1491-nucleotide messenger RNA. RefSeq names its product PC3-like endoprotease variant B. Gene Ontology annotation, molecular function: serine-type endopeptidase activity. Gene Ontology annotation, biological process: protein processing. The coding region runs from base 1 to 1491 and encodes 496 amino acids. The record is from RefSeq and is a predicted model, not a curated record. Lineage: Eukaryota; Metazoa; Chordata; Actinopteri; Pomacentridae. The transcript is spliced from 12 exons. Gene Ontology annotation, cellular component: trans-Golgi network; Golgi membrane.
AUGUUCAGUACAAUUGUGCUGGUGUUUGGCUGCCUGCUGCAGAGGAAACUAGUGACCACAGAGGGGCAUCAUGGGACCAAUCGCCAUGUUUUCUAUGCAGUGCAAAUGGAUGGAAACACCAGAGCAGCCAGAGCUCUGGCCAAGCAGCACGGACUGGAGUUCAUACAACGGGUUGGCAGCCUGGAGGGUCUGUACACCCUGAGAGACAGCAGGGGGCGUCCUGACAGAGCCACCUUUGAGGACAGACUUGCAGCCGCAGAAGGGGUUCACUGGGUGCAGAGGCAGCACAGUCAUUACAGAAACAAACGCAUUCCUGUGGCAAGAUGGGAUCACAGUGCCGCUAACAGUUCCCAGAGGACGGAGUCUGAAUCUGACAGGCAGCCUGAGGAGAAUACGAGUGACCAGUCCCUCACCUUCAAUGACCCACUCUGGCCCAUGCAGUGGGAGCUGUUUGCGCAGGGUGAAUACAACUCCAGUGGGGUUGACCUGAACGUGAUGCCGGUCUGGAGGAACAACAUUACCGGUAAUGGAGUAGUGGUCAGCAUCAUUGAUGAUGGUGUCGAUCACACAAACAAGGACCUGAAGAAGAACUUUGAGGCCCUCGCCAGUUUUGACCUGCGUGCGUCACAUGGUCUGUCUCAUGAUCCCAUGCCUGUCAGAAAUCAGGAGAACAGUCACGGCACCCAUUGUGCAGGGGAAGUUGCCAUGGAGGCCAACAACUCCUACUGUGGUGUGGGCAUUGCCUUCAAUGCCAGGAUCGGAGGUAUCCGCUUGUUGGAUGGCUCUGUCACUGAUGCCAUGGAGGCCACAGCUCUGACCUUCAACAUCCACUUCAUCGACAUCUACGUCUGCAGUUGGGGCCCGAGGGACGACGGGGCCGAGAUGGACGGGCCGCACAGCCUGACAGAGCGAGCCCUCCGGCUAGGAACUCACAAGGGCCGGAGUGGGAAGGGCAGCAUCUUUGUGUGGGCGGCAGGUAAUGGUGGAAUGCAGCACGACCACUGCGGCGCAGACGGUUAUGUUAACUCCAUCUACAACAUUGCCAUCGGCGCUGUCACUCAAUCCGGAAAGCCCACCUACUUUGGCGAGCCCUGUCCCGGAGUGAUGGCCGUCACGCUGACAGGGGCCAGCGUAGGAGGCUCACUACCUUUGGUGACUGUGACCAACAUUGGUGACGGGUGUGUCACCUACUUUCCAGGAACAUCCAGUGCUGCUCCGAUCGCUGCAGGGAUUCUGGCUCUCGCCUUAGAAGUAAAUCCUGAGCUGACGUGGAGGGAUGUUCAGCAUCUGAUCGCCAGGACAGCUAAGAUACCCAACCCUGAAGAGCCCGGGUGGAGCCUCAACGCAGCAGGAUACCAUGUUCACCAUAGGUAUUGUGAUACACCCAUGUCAAUACAGAAUGGUUUUGAACACAACCAUAUGGUAUCACCUUUGAGUUUGCAUUUAACCCUUUCAGCAGUUAAGCUUACUACUAAACUGCCUGAUGUAUAA